CGGCAAAGACUGUACCGGGGGGAGGAAAAGGGUCUGGUGGAAGGUGAAAGGAGCUAAUCUACGGAAUGAAACAUCGACGUUUGUCUCUCGAAGUUCGACUGCUGCUCAUCUAACAUUCCUAAUUUUGAACAUCCUCAUAGCAAGAGUCUGACGUACAGGAGCUAAGGAUCCCCGUAAACUUUUAAGGAAGAGAUUCUGUUGUGACUGGUCCGCUCCGUUGCCGGGAGAAGGCCGAGCCUGUGACUGUAGUGACCUCGGUGUGAGAGGAGCAUUUGCCCGUAGUGUGUAAGCAGUUCUCCCUAUGUGUGUGACAAUGGGAGACAUCAGUGACCUGGACCGACAGAUAGAGCAGCUCAGACGCUGUGAGCUCAUUAAGGAAAAUGAAGUCAAAGCACUGUGUGCCAAAGCCAGAGAGAUUCUGGUUGAAGAAAGCAAUGUCCAGAGAGUAGACUCUCCUGUUACAGUGUGUGGUGAUAUACAUGGUCAGUUCUAUGACUUGAAAGAGCUGUUUAGAGUCGGUGGUGAUGUCCCAGAGACAAAUUAUCUCUUUAUGGGAGACUUUGUGGACAGAGGCUUCUACAGUGUUGAGACUUUCCUUCUUCUGUUAGCUCUUAAGGUGCGUUAUCCAGACAGGAUAACCUUGAUCCGGGGAAACCAUGAGUCCCGGCAAAUCACCCAGGUAUAUGGAUUCUAUGAUGAGUGCCUCCGCAAGUAUGGCUCAGUCACUGUCUGGAGAUACUGCACUGAGAUCUUCGACUACCUAUCCCUUUCUGCCAUCAUUGAUGGCAAGAUCUUCUGUGUGCAUGGCGGCUUGUCUCCCUCCAUCCAGACACUAGACCAGAUACGGACCAUUGAUAGAAAACAGGAAGUGCCCCAUGAUGGGCCCAUGUGUGACCUCCUGUGGUCAGACCCUGAAGACACAACAGGGUGGGGGGUGAGUCCUAGAGGUGCUGGAUACUUGUUUGGGAGCGAUGUGGUUGCCCAGUUCAAUGCUGCCAAUGAUAUCCACAUGAUCUGCCGAGCACACCAGCUGGUCAUGGAGGGCUACAAGUGGCACUUCAAUGAGACAGUGCUCACUGUGUGGUCAGCACCCAACUACUGCUACAGAUGUGGUAAUGUAGCAGCCAUCUUGGAGCUGGAUGAGCAUCUACAGCGGGAGUUCAUCAUAUUUGAGGCAGCACCACAAGAGACCAGAGGCAUCCCCUCCAAGAAACCAGUAGCUGACUAUUUCCUGUGAAGUCUUUGAACAGACGGCCAUGAUGUGUUGAAGUCUUCAGUACCAUUUCACACCGGCCACCCUCCAUCCUGCUGCUGGACAGUUCUAUCAGUCUGAACUCAACGCAGUUAGACAGAAAACCUGCCAAACCCCAUGAAGCUCUGUACUGCUUCACUUUGAAGAGCUGGAUUUUUGCCGUACUGCCCAAACCUGACAGAUCAGUCACUGUGAAAGGUGUAGAGGUGAGGUGGAUACUGGGCCCAAGACUGUUUAUCACUUCUCCUAAUCUAUAUGAGAUGGCCAUUCUUUUUCUGCCCUCAGUCUCUUUCCAUUCCCAUCUGUUGUCCUCCUCACUCUGUAGAUAUGACUCUCCCUCCUUGGCUUCACCUUCACCACCCAUUUAAUAUUUUACAUGACGAACAUUAUCAUUUAGUUUUAGAAGUCUCUUUUAAUUAGUAUGCAGAUAUAGGAAGUUUCACAAUUUUACCACUUAAGGAAUUCCUUUAAUGCAUAUGUUCUUUUUUGAUUUUGUAUAGUUGUUGCAGCCAGGAUUAAAUGCAGAAUGACCGAUCUCCCACCACCUUUUUGCUCCUGUGUUUCCUUAACUGUCAUUUGUCAUGUGUGUUACUAUUUAACAUACCUAGUGCUGCUGCCCAACACCAUCACAGAUAAAUACCAGAAAUAUAGCAACUCCCAACAGGAGUCACUAUAUUCAACAUUCUUUUUUCUUUGUUCCUUUUAAUCUACAAACCUCUGUAGGUCUGUCAAUUUUGAUAUUGUGAGAAUAAAGUUUUGUAUCAAUGCUGA
Messenger RNA from Monopterus albus (swamp eel), 2023 nucleotides. RefSeq names its product serine/threonine-protein phosphatase 4 catalytic subunit B. Bases 302 to 1237 code for a protein of 311 amino acids. The record is from RefSeq and is a predicted model, not a curated record. Gene Ontology annotation, molecular function: protein serine/threonine phosphatase activity. The transcript is spliced from 9 exons. NCBI's taxonomy places the organism in Eukaryota, Metazoa, Chordata, Actinopteri, Synbranchiformes, Synbranchidae.